Molecule: messenger RNA, 459 nt
Organism: Brassica oleracea var. oleracea
Lineage: Eukaryota; Viridiplantae; Streptophyta; Magnoliopsida; Brassicales; Brassicaceae
Exons: 3
Coding region: 1-459 (152 amino acids)
Biological process (GO): plasmodesmata-mediated intercellular transport
Molecular function (GO): microtubule binding
Source: RefSeq, a predicted model, not a curated record
AUGGAGAGAAAUCAGGUGAAAGAGAUGCAAGAGAAGCUCGAAGAAGCAAAACGAUUAGUUGCUGAAAAGGAGAUGCUGAUCAAGUCUAUGCAGUUAGACUUAUCUGAGACAAAGACUCAAUGGGAAGCAAAGACAACAGGAAAAAGAGCAACUGAGCUUCAAGAACAGCUAGAUUCUCUUCAAGGAGAAAUCUCUUCCUUCACACAGGUAUUUGAAACUCUGGCAGAAACAGAAUCAAAGAAACUCGACAGGGAUGGUUAUGAUGCAACAACCCCAUAUGAGUUUGACCAUAUUCCAUAUCUAGAUGAUGUAGAUGAAACCGAACUGAGGAGAAUGGAAAACGCAAGUCUAGCUUAUGUUGCAGCUGUGAGUAACGCAAAGGAAAGACAAGAUGUGGAGUCUCUAGCCAUGGCUGCUAAAGCUCGAGGCUACUUACAUUCACUAGCUUUUAAAUACUAA